Haemonchus placei is the source of this 963-nucleotide messenger RNA. The record is from the annotation of a GenBank genome assembly. NCBI's taxonomy places the organism in Eukaryota, Metazoa, Nematoda, Chromadorea, Rhabditida, Trichostrongylidae.
AUGAUCGGAAGUUCGCCACCACCAAAGAAGUUUCAGUUAAAGCUGAGAGAGAUGAUGCUACAAAUUCGUUUCGCUCGCAAACGAUUACGAAAGGCAAAGUCGGAACUGAUUUCCAUAUGGCUCUACAAGUACAAGAAAUGUAUUUCGAAACUAAAAAAGCGCCUCUGUCACUCAAGUCAGGGAGAACAGGAACGGCGGAUGACUCAGGCCAAGCUUCAGCCCCUUCCUGAUCGCCCGAUUCGCCGAGUGGCAUCGAAACUGAGCAGGAAACCAACAAACGAAAUCGAACGCCUGAGACGAAAAGGGGACCGGUGGACUGCAAAUGAUCUGUUUCGUUUCCAAUAUAGCGACCCAGAGGAUGGUACUUCGGAGGAGCGAAGAGAGCUCUGCUAUGAAUGGCUGGAUCGACUUCACGCUCUUCAAAAGAAGUACUGCUAUCUAGCAUGGUAUGAGGCAGCAAUUUAUGCCUGCUAUUAUCGACUAGGCCCAAUUAUAAUGGAUCCGGAAGAGAAACGACGGAUUUGGACGGAUAUGAAGAGGGAGUAUGCGGAAAUAUUCCUGAUGGGCCGUAGAAUCUGGCGACGUGCAAGCCAUCCUAGCCGAUUGCGAGUCUUCUAUAAUCUGGCCACGUUGUGUGUUCGAUUCGGCGACAUGGAGGGCGAUUCAACCAGUGAGCUCUUUCGCGAGGCUCUCGCUGAUGGCGAUAAUUUCGACUACCAUUUACUGGACGAGACACAGUUCGCCAAGUCGGUUGACAAGAUUACUUCGCUCGAGAACCACGUGAUCGAUCAAUUCUACAUACGCAGACGAUCAUCCGGCUCAUUUCGAUCGAGCUUCCGUUCGAAGCGGUCUAUCGAACGCACUCCGUCAGGGAAAUCAACAAAAUCUCAAGCGAUGAAGAGGGGUCGGAUGUCGAGGUUUGAACUGGCGGGUCUCCUGGACCUCAUUAUUCGUAACGGGUAA